AUGAAAAAAAGGUGUACAUCUUAACUAAAAGUAAUGAAUCAAUAAGGCUUAAAUAAAAUGAGGUCAAAGAGUAGUUUAGCUAAGCACAGGAUGAGAGUAGAUGUUGAUAAAUUAAUCGAAGAAUUAUAAAAAUCGAUUGUUAAAGAGUCAAACAAAUAAUCAAUACACCAGACAACUGCAGUGAUAAAAAUAGGAAAAGAUAGUAAUCUUAAUCCAACAGACUACUCAAGAAUUACAUUUAAAAAGCCUGGAUUUAAACUUAGUGAUAGAUUUAAAUCUUAGGAGAAGACUCAGCUUUCUAGGGAGAACAAAUAGAAAAGAGACGUUCACUCCUCUAAACUUUCAAUGUUAUUGCUUUCUGAUUCCUAAAGCGAAGAGGAUUAGGAUUAGCACAAAAACUUAGUUGCAAAUUAUAAGGAUUUAGGAAAACGUGAGCUAGAUAAUCUAACCAAGGGGUCUUGCCGAUAAAUGAAAAAAAAUUCGUAAAUUAAAGACUAUGUUAAGAAUUAUUAUGCUUAAAGAGAUCUACAAAGAUAGGAAGUUAUUAGCAACCUUUUACUUUCUAUAAAUAAUGGCGUUGCCACAAACCUAUCUCCAGCUCUCUCUAGAGUGAAAUUUAAUCGUUAUUAGGAUGAACAAAAGCGAAUGCAAGAGGAUAAGUUACUCGAAAUUGAAACAUAAAAUUUUCCUAAAAACAAAUAAGCAUAUAAAAUAGAUCAGGAAAUGAAAGAAUUGUAAAAUCCUAAUUAGAGCAAAAAUAGAUUAUAAAUUCCACUUAAUUAAGAAAUAAUCCAAGUCAAUGAACAGAUGAAAUAUUUAAGGUUAAGGAUUGAUAGCCAGAAGCGAUAGGCAUUUAGCCGUAUUAUGCCCAGAUCCCAGUUUUUGAAUCAAUGA
Molecule: messenger RNA, 894 nt
Organism: Stylonychia lemnae
Lineage: Eukaryota; Ciliophora; Spirotrichea; Sporadotrichida; Oxytrichidae
Source: the annotation of a GenBank genome assembly